AGAUUAGCUUUCUUCCUCCUCCUAGUUCUCUCCUCUGGCUGAUGUGCAAGAUCUUGCAGAAGCCAGGGACUUGCUUCUGGGCUUGGCAAAGAGCAUAGGAAGAAGCCGGGACUUCCCGGCUGGGAGGAGGGGGGAAAGCUGAAGAUCCCCGCCUUUGGCUCAGCUAAGCAAAGUGGGCAGCUCAGUGCUUGAAAGAGGAUUGUGCUCGCACUAAUCAAUCUGUGGUUCUCUGGUCAGCAAGUUCUGGCAAUGAAGCCACUGCCGCUGGUGCAAAGAAUUCUGGGAUGUCUGACAGUGAAAUGGAUGGAAGGACUCACAUUCCAUCUCUACUUAAUGCCCUUUUGUCCAGAAACCGGGUCAUGCAGAUGAGCUACUUGAAAAGUAAAGAACAAGGCUAUGGAAAGCUAAGCAGUGAUGAAGACCUCGAAAUAAUUGUUGAUCAGAAGCAGGGGAAAGGCUCUAGGGCUGCAGAUAAGGCUGUUGCCAUGGUGAUGAAGGAGAUACCGAGGGAGGAGUCUGCAGAAGAAAAGCCCCUCCUUACUGUGACAUCACAGCUGGUGAAUGAGCAACAAGAAAGCAGACCUCUUCUGAGCCCCUCCAUCGAUGACUUCCUCUGUGAAACCAAAUCUGAGGCCAUUGCAAAACCAGUAACGUCCAACACAGCCGUGUUGACCACUGGCUUGGAUCUCCUGGACCUGAGUGAACCUGUCUCUCAAACCCAAACCAAAGGCAAGAAAUCAGAGUCCUCAUCAAAGAGCUCAUCCCUCAAGAAGAAAGCCGAUGGCUCUGACCUCAUCAGUGGGGACAGCGAGCAGAGGGCCCAGGCUCUGCGGGGCCCGGAGACAUCAUCCUUAGACUUAGAUAUUCAAACACAGCUGGAAAAGUGGGAUGAUGUCAAGCUUCAUGGGGAGCGAACAAGCAAGGGCCAUCUCCUGGCAGAAAGGGAGUCCUGCUCGUCGAGGACCGGGUCCAAAGAGCUCCUCUGGUCCUCAGAACACAGGUCUCAGCCAGAACUGAGCUCCGGGAAGAGUGCCCUCAACUCCGAGUUGGCUUCCGAAUUGGAACUUGUGGCUCCGGCACAGGCUCGGCUCACCAAAGAGCAUCGCUGGGGGAGUGCUCUGCUCUCCAGGAACCAUUCCUUGGAAGAGGAGUUUGAACGAGCAAAAGCUGCAGUAGAGUCAGAUACGGAGUUCUGGGAUAAGAUGCAGGCCGAGUGGGAAGAAAUGGCCCGGAGGAACUGGAUAUCGGAGAACCAAGAAGCCCAGAACCAAGUUACCGUGUCAGCCAGUGAGAAGGGCUAUUACUUCCACACCGAGAAUCCCUUCAAGGACUGGCCUGGAGCAUUUGAAGAAGGCUUAAAGAGGCUGAAGGAAGGGGACCUGCCUGUCACCAUCCUGUUCAUGGAAGCAGCAAUUCUUCAGGACCCAGGAGACGCUGAGGCAUGGCAGUUUCUUGGUAUAACCCAGGCAGAGAAUGAAAAUGAACAAGCAGCCAUUGUCGCCCUCCAGAGGUGUCUGGAGUUGCAGCCCAACAAUUUGAAAGCUCUGAUGGCUUUGGCUGUGAGUUACACCAACACCGGCCAUCAGCAGGACGCCUGCGAGGCUCUGAAGAACUGGGUUAGGCAGAACCCAAAGUACAAAUACCUUGUGAAGAACAAGAGGAGCUCUCCAGGCCUCACUCGACGGAUGUCUAAGUCCCCAGUGGACAGCUCUGUUCUGGAAGGAGUGAAGGAACUCUACCUGGAAGCUGCCCACCAAAAUGGUGACGUGAUAGACCCGGACCUGCAGACAGGUCUUGGGGUUCUCUUCCACCUGAGCGGGGAGUUCAACAGAGCAAUUGAUGCAUUUAAUGCUGCCUUAACUGUUCGGCCAGAGGAUUACUCCUUGUGGAACCGUCUUGGGGCAACGCUGGCGAAUGGAGACCGCAGUGAGGAGGCUGUGGAGGCCUACACGAGAGCCCUGGAGAUCCAGCCAGGCUUCAUCCGGUCCAGAUACAACCUGGGGAUCAGCUGCAUCAACCUGGGUGCCUACAGAGAAGCGGUCAGCAAUUUUCUCACCGCCCUCAGUUUGCAAAGGAAGAGCAGGAACCAGCAGCAAGUCCCUCACCCUGCCAUCUCGGGAAACAUCUGGGCUGCCCUCAGAAUUGCACUGUCGCUGAUGGACCAGCCAGAACUCUUCCAGGCAGCCAACCUCGGUGACUUGGAUGUCCUCCUGAGAGCUUUCAAUUUGGAUCCUUAAAGGAAAAGAAAGAAAUACAGAAUCCCUCGUCUGUUGUUAUACUAAAAAGGGACAAAACUAUUUUAUUAUGAAUUUCAAAAAAAAAAAAAAAGUUGUGUUUUUUUUAAAGGAUAAAGCAGAGAGUCAAAAGGCCGUGGUCAUGUGGCCCAAGAGAACUGAUUACUACAGACAAUACCCGGCCUCUGUUCAGACUCAAAAGCACAAAGCCAAGGUCGGGUUCAAGAGACGAACCAAGAUUCUCAUGACAAAGAAAGAUAAGGUAACUGUGUACACUCUUCCAAGUUACCAGUGAACUUUGAGUUAUCCUGAGUUAUCCUAUCCCCAGCCACACGGGGACACAUCUGAGGAGCCUGUUCAUGGGACCUGGCAAGACAGUUUGUCUGCAGUCAGUGAACUCAGGCUGUCUCAAAACUGUCUUUGCCUUUUAUGAAACUGAACAUAUAGUCCAGGCCAUUGGCGCAUGCACACAUGCAACCUGACUAAAGGCAGGCGUCGCUCCCCCACCUCCCUGUUUUAACUUUUUAAGCCUUUGUUUCCAGAGAGAGAGAGAGAGAGAACUCUGCUGGCAAAAGCAGUUUUUGCACUAGACAUUUUGCUGUUCCCAAUGAAAUCCUGUCUAGGAUUGUACAUAAGCACUUUAAUAUCUUAUUUAUGCCUUGCUGAGCUUCGGGUUUGUUGCUCCAGCUUCUACCGGGGGGGGGGGAGGCAGGGGCUGGAGGAUUUGAGACAGAUUUGUUAGCUCAAUGGACCAAAUAAAAAAUUCUGAGAGGAGUUUUUCUUAGCGCAGGGUUUUGAAGGCACCUUGGCAUAGAAUGUAAAUAUGUUAAACCCAGGUUUUUUUGCUUGCUUUCUGGGACUCUGGAUCUCAGUGGGAAGCAAAAUUCUGCCUCUGCAUUCUCCCUGCAGAAGGAAGGUCGGCUUUCUGUGAUUUCUAAUGAGUUUGUGUUAACUUGUUUUCAUACCCGUUUUCCGGCUUUCUAACCGCCCUGCACAAUGGCGCUCCCUUUAAACUGUCCCUGUUUUAAAUGGCAUUUCUUAAGCGUGAUAAAUACAUUUUUCCUAAAGUUGAUGUGUUUCCUCAGUUCCAUGAUAGCCCACACUGUCCACCUCCUCAAGCUGUGAGGGACAGAAGGUCACAUUUGUGACCGAGCUGUGCUGAUUAGAAUUCUCCUCUGAAGGAGGUGCCCCUUGGGAUCUAAUUUAAACACUCGGCAAGAGCCAGGCCUUCGCCAUCGGCAGAGACGUCUUGCUUAGCUGUUAACCUUCCACAUACGUCUUCAGAUUACACUGUGGAUGUUCAGGCUUGGUGGUUAUUUAAAAAGAAGUAGAAAAAUGUUGGCAAAACGCUAACCAAAACAUCAUUUUGCUCGGCUCUAACUCUAGUAAGCCGCCCUAGUCUCUGUCGCCUUGUGCCUUCCCAUCUCCAGAAUCUUCCUAAAAGCAGCCUGGUCCCAACUUUUUUCAUGCUCUUUGCUUACUAAUAACUCUCUCCGCUAAUACUUGUAGUUACCAGAAACCAUAUUUUGGGUCAGAGCAGAUUAACUGACCGUGAAAUUACCUACUCCUGAUGGAAAAUGUGCCCAGAGGCUUACUGAGACCACUCCAUCACCGUGGAGUCCCUGGAUUGUGAAAGACAUGAAGUUCACAGGUGACUACAAGUCCUUGAGGCUUGUCUGUCACACGAGCUUUCUGUCUUAUAAGGACAAGCUGAUGAGACCACUGUAGGUGUCAGGCUUCGCUCUUCAUUGUCAGUGUUCCCUAAGAUGGAGCGGUGGCCCCAGCUCUGCAGCAGGACACAGGCAUUAAUGCAUCCACUGCGGGGCACGGCAACAACUCACGCUAGCCUUUAACAGCUGAGCCAUCUCUCCAUCUCGGGCCCAUGCUUUCUGUUGGUCUGUGCAGCAAAGCAAAGCUCAGAUGUAUUUAGAAGAGCAGAUUUUCUGGACCAGGGGUUCUCAACUCCUAGGUCGUGGCCCCUUUGGCAAACUUCUGUCUCCAAAAAUAUUUACAUUAUGAUUCAUAAGAGUAGCAAACUUACAGUUAUAAAGUAACAACAAAAUAA
Messenger RNA from Myodes glareolus (Bank vole), 4299 nucleotides. It is a transcript of the gene Pex5l, whose product is annotated as peroxisomal biogenesis factor 5 like. Gene Ontology annotation, molecular function: protein binding. NCBI's taxonomy places the organism in Eukaryota, Metazoa, Chordata, Mammalia, Rodentia, Cricetidae. Gene Ontology annotation, cellular component: peroxisomal membrane; cytosol. The record is from RefSeq and is a predicted model, not a curated record. Gene Ontology annotation, biological process: protein import into peroxisome matrix, docking.